AACGAGACGUCGACGAGUAAGCAGCGCGACCCAGUUAAAAGCGAAUAUACAUUUAAACUGCAACUAAAUAAUUACUUGUGUCUACGUCAUGGCGUUUCUGAAUAAGCUAGCGGCGCCUGCACUGCGUCAGCUGGUGUCCAGUCGCUCCUAUGCCGCCGUCUCGCAUGUCUCGGCCACCGGUCCGUCCUUCGCCCUCACCGAGGAGCAGCAGCAGCUGCAGGAGAUGGCGCGCAAGUUCACCAGGGAGGAGAUCAUUCCUGUGGCGGCGCAAUACGACAAAUCCGGCGAGUACCCGUGGCCCAUUAUAAAGAAGGCCUGGGAACUGGGACUCAUGAAUAAUCACAUACCCGCCGAGUUGGGUGGUCUGGACUUGGAUGUGUUCACCACCUGCCUGACAGCCGAGGAGUUGGCCUAUGGCUGCACCGGCAUCAUGACUGCGCUGGAAGCCAGCGGUCUAGGUCAAACACCUGUGAUCCUCUCGGGCAAUAAGGAACAAAAGAAAAAGUAUCUGGGUCGUCUGCUGGAGGAGCCUUUGGUGGCUGCCUACGGUGUCACAGAACCCGGCGCAGGUUCCGAUGUGUCCGGCAUCAAGACAAAGGCCGAGAAGAAGGGCGACGAGUACAUCCUCAAUGGCCAGAAGAUGUGGAUCACCAACGGCGGUGUGGCCAACUGGUACUUUGUGCUGGCCCGCACCAAUCCCGAUCCCAAGUGCCCGCCUAGCAAAGCCUUCACCGGCUUCAUUGUCGAUCGUGAUACACCCGGAUUGACGCCUGGCCGCAAGGAGCUCAACAUGGGACAGCGUGCAUCCGACACACGAGGCAUCACCUUCGAGGAUGUGCGUGUGCCCAAGGAGAAUGUGUUGGUUGGCGAAGGUGCCGGCUUUAAGAUCGCCAUGGGCACCUUUGACAAGACCCGCCCUCCAGUUGCUGCCGGCGCCGUCGGUCUCGCCCAGCGCUGCAUGGAUGAGGCAUUGAAGUAUGCGCUGGAACGCAAAACCUUCGGUGUGCCCAUUGCCCAUCACCAGGCCGUGCAGUUCAUGCUGGCCGACAUGGCCAUUGGUGUGGAGACAUCCCGUCUGGCGUGGCGUCUGUCCGCCUGGGAGAUUGACCAGGGUCGCCGCAACAGCUACUAUGCCUCGAUCGCCAAGUGCCAUGCUGCCGAUAUGGCCAACAAGAUUGCCUCCGAUGCGGUCCAGAUCUUCGGCGGCAACGGCUUCAACAGCGAGUAUCCCGUGGAGAAACUGAUGCGCGAUGCCAAGAUCUAUCAGAUCUACGAGGGCACCUCCCAGAUCCAGCGUCUGAUCAUCUCGAGAAACAUGUACGAGGUGGCCAAGGGCAAUCAAUAAUUAAUAAUACAAUUCUCUCCUCAUUCACAAACGAUAAAUAAAAUACGUUAAGUUACAUAAAACAACAAA
Messenger RNA from Drosophila innubila, 1414 nucleotides. RefSeq names its product probable medium-chain specific acyl-CoA dehydrogenase, mitochondrial (gene Mcad). The record is from RefSeq and is a predicted model, not a curated record. Gene Ontology annotation, cellular component: mitochondrion. Gene Ontology annotation, molecular function: medium-chain fatty acyl-CoA dehydrogenase activity; flavin adenine dinucleotide binding. Gene Ontology annotation, biological process: fatty acid beta-oxidation; medium-chain fatty acid catabolic process. The coding region runs from base 89 to 1345 and encodes 418 amino acids. NCBI's taxonomy places the organism in Eukaryota, Metazoa, Arthropoda, Insecta, Diptera, Drosophilidae. The transcript is spliced from 3 exons.